This is a messenger RNA of Mangifera indica (mango), 631 nucleotides long. Its product is annotated as pistil-specific extensin-like protein. The record is from RefSeq and is a predicted model, not a curated record. The transcript is spliced from 2 exons. NCBI's taxonomy places the organism in Eukaryota, Viridiplantae, Streptophyta, Magnoliopsida, Sapindales, Anacardiaceae. The coding region runs from base 101 to 631 and encodes 176 amino acids.
UUGAUGAAUCGAUACUUAUAUAAAUAAAACAGCAGUCUUCGAAUUUUCAGAGAAAGCAUCGAUUCUAAAUUACAAGAAGAAGAAGAAGAAGAAAGGGAUCAUGGAAAGCAUGGUGAUGAAGGUGCUGCUACUUGCAGCAGCAUUUUUUACCGUAUGCACAAAUUUUGCAGUGGGUUACGACGGCUAUGGAGGAAACACAGGUGGUGUUACAAAAGUGACCGGUCAAGUAUUGUGCCAGGAUUGCUCCAAGAGCUACAACGAAUGGGUUAACAAUGCCAUUCCUCUCAAAGGCGUUAAGGUAUCUUUGACAUGCAUGGAUAAUAGAAGAAGAGUGAUGUACUACAGAAGUGAUGAGACGAAUGAAGAAGGGCGAUUUGAGAUGAGCGUAGAUAAAUACGCUUACCAAAAUAAGGAGGUGAAGAGUGAACGGUGUAGGGUGAGAUUGGUGUCAUCGCCCCACCCCGGCUGCAACGUUUUCACAGACUUCAAUGGUGGAAAGUCCGGCGUCAAACUCCGGCGACCCUCCUCCGUUUAUAGAGACACUGUUGCAUACACAAUGCAACCCUUCUAUUUUACUUCUCCUAUGUGUGAAAAACCGGACGUUCAAGAACUCCAAGCAAACAAUUACUAG